CCCGUGGUAAAACUGCCACCAAACUGCCACCGGUUUUUCACUUACCCACUAUAUAAAACACACCGAACCCUUUCCCUUUCCAAAUCAACAACUCAUCUCAUCUUCUUCAAUCCAAUUACAGCAAGUCAAGAAGACAUGAACGCUGCAACAACAAAAGCUUGGAUUGUAGCCGCAAGCAUCGGCGCAGUGGAGGCGUUAAAAGAUCAAGGCAUUUGCAGAUGGAAUUAUCCUAUGAGAUCAGUUCAACAGCAUUUCAAAAAUAAUAUUAGAUCUUUCGCUUCAGCAAAAACGAUCUCCUCUUCUUCUUCUUCUUCUGGCUCUGGAUCUGAGUAUUCUUCUUCGAUGGCGAGUGAGAUUAGAAACGGUGAUUUGAAGAAGAAGAAGAAGCAGGAAGCUUCGAUGGAGAAAGUUAUGGGUUUGAGCUGUCUGGGUCCAAGCACUAUUAGAUUUUAGAUGAUUAAAUGAGAAAUGUGGUCAAAGGACUGAGUUGUAAAUUUUGAUUUUGUUAAAGAAUGAGAGAGAUCAAUUAAUCCUUGUCUGAUUAAA
Molecule: messenger RNA, 546 nt
Organism: Jatropha curcas
Lineage: Eukaryota; Viridiplantae; Streptophyta; Magnoliopsida; Malpighiales; Euphorbiaceae
Source: RefSeq, a predicted model, not a curated record